CGCAUCCUUUGGAUAAAGAGGACUUCCAACAUGGGGGUGAAAACCUUCACCCACAGCUCGACCUCGCACAGCCAGGAGAUGCUCGAGAAGCUCAACGCUUUGCGCAACGAGGGUCAUUUAUGCGAUGUCACCAUCCGAGUCCAAGACAAGCUCUUUCUGGCCCACAAAGUGGUUCUGGCCUGCUGCAGUGAAUUCUUCCGCUCCAAGCUGGUGGGCCGGCCUGAGGAGGAGGACAAGUUUGUGUUGGACCUUCACCACGUGACGGUUAGCGGUUUCGCGCCCCUGCUGGAGUACGCCUACACGUCGACUCUUUCCAUCAGCACGGAGAAUAUCAUCGACGUCCUGGCAGCUGCCAGCUACAUGCAGAUGUUUGCCGUGGCUAGUACGUGUUCGGAGUUCAUGAAGUCGAGUAUUCUGUGGACUCCGGGUAACAACAAUAACAACAACAACAUGGGAGCGGAUAAACCUCACGAAUCGGCACCGGAGAGCGCCUCGUCGAACUGUGCCCUGACACCGCUGGACGGCAGCGUGUCGCCGGUGUCUUCCGACUGCAGCGUGAUGGAAAGAAAUGUUCCCAUCUGCCGCGAAUCGCGAAGGAAACGCAAAAGCUUCGUGUCGAUGGCUUCCCCCGAGAGUCCGCUCAAAUGCACUACACAGAUGGUCACCACCUCCCCUCAGAUCCCCAACCCUUCGCCCUCGUUCUCAGACAGCGCGGCCCAGCCCGUGGAGUCCUCCCUGGCCUUCCCCUGGACUUUCCCUUUCGGCAUCGACCGGCGGUUUCACUCGGACAAAUCGAAGCUGCCGGAGAGCCCUCGCUGUUUGGAGCAGGGAACCCCGGGGACCUCGGAGGUAGUGGUUGGCCGUCGGCUCAGCGACUACCUAACGUGCGAGAGCUCAAAGACGGUGUCUUCACCUGUCGCAGCGGAGGAGGAGGAUGUAAGGGUGAAGGUGGAGCGUCUCAGUGACGAAGAGGUCCAGGAAGCGUCGUCACAGCCAGUCAGUGCCUCUCAGAGCUCGCUGAGUGACCAGCAGACGGUGCCGGGGAGCGAACAGGUCCAAGAGGAGCUCCUCAUCAGUCCACAGUCCUCCUCCAUAGGCUCGAUGGAUGAGGGCGUGUCAGAGGGCUUACCGUCAAUGCAGAGCACCUCUAACGCUGGAGGACAUGCGGAAGAUGAUGAGAGGUUGGAAGGGAUUCAGUAUCCGUACCAUCUCUACAUCAGUCCUUCUACACGGCCUGGCACCAACGGCCCUGACCGGCCCUUUCAGUGUCCGACCUGCGGAGUCCGGUUCACACGCAUUCAAAACCUGAAACAGCACAUGCUCAUACACUCCGGCAUUAAACCUUUCCAGUGUGACCGCUGUGGGAAAAAGUUCACACGGGCCUACUCCCUAAAGAUGCAUCGGCUGAAGCACGAAGGUAAACGCUGUUUCCGGUGCCAGAUUUGUAGCGCCACAUUCACGUCCUUCGGUGAAUAUAAGCACCACAUGAGGGUCUCCCGACACAUAAUCCGCAAGCCGCGGAUUUAUGAGUGCAAAACGUGCGGCGCCAUGUUCACCAACUCUGGCAAUUUAAUUGUACACCUGAGGAGUCUGAACCAUGAGGCAUCCGAACUAGCAAACUACUUCCAGAGCAGUGAUUUCCUCGUGCCCGACUACCUGAGCCAGGUACAGGAGGAGGAGGAGGCGCUGGGAGUCCAGUACGAGCUGGAGGAGACCCAGCAUCAUCCGGUCUACCCGGGCAGCACCUCCGCUUCCACCACCACCCCCGCCUCGUCCUCCUCCUCAGUGCAGAUGCCCGUCAUCUCCCAGGUCUCCUCCUCCACCCAGAAUUGUGAGAGUUCCUCUGGCUUCCUGUCACCUGAGCCCCUGGAUCCCCUGGAAGCCCCAGCCUCCCCGAAGAUGGACGCCGACGACACGGCGCCCAUGACAGAGGAGACCAAGAUGGACAACAGCGUGGGUGGCAGUUCCCCAGAGGUGUUUGAAGAAGAGCAGCAGCAACAUGCUCAGGCCAAGGAGGUGGCUUCCAUUACCAUAAAGUGAUUCGAGUCUUCUACUUGCCCAUUAUGUCUUAUUUUGCAGUCAUGUCAUAUGGGAAUAUCGGUUGGGACGACUGGAUGUCGACGCCUCAUCGUGUGAAACUGUCAGGAUACUUUGACCGACUGGCGUUUCUCUACACAGAUGCUGAACACCAAACCCAGCAACUCAAUGUCAGCUGUUGUUGUUGUUUUUGUUUCAAAUAUAAUAUUUCGUAAACUUUCACCGUUGAUGUGAGAUUUCAGCGGGUCAGAAGAUCUCGCUCGAAAUCCAAGGAGAAGUUUUUUUAUGAGUCACUUAAAGGAGGAAGGUUGUUUUCCCAUAUGACGUGAAUGCAGCACAAGCUAAAGUCAUUUCUGUCUUAGCCAAUUCGAGGUCUGUUCAAUCGAAGCCUUGCUCUACUUUUGGAAAGUGCCUGAGAGUUCCCGUUUUAACAAAGUACCGUGUAGAGAAAGAAAAGGUCUUUGCUUUGCCAACAGUGACAAAUCAAGUCAAAAAUGUUUGUAUUCAUUUGUAGUGCUGAUGCUAGUUUGUAUUGGCAGAGACUGUGUUAUUCCUUUAGUGCCGUUGCUAUAGGCAAACUGUUAAAUGUCAAUAUUAUCUAUAUUGCAAUAGCUUGUACUGUAGUUUUACUAUUCGAAUGCUGUGAAUGUUGGUUGUUGUGAAAUGAUAUGUCAGGUGUGUGUAUGUGCAUUUCUUUGAUCAGUAUGAACACAUUUCAUUUUUGAAAUUACUUGACAAAGUAUUCCCGAACACAUCUGUGCAGUAUACGAUUUUCCUGUUUAGUGACGUCAAAUAUCUCAAGAUUGGAGCGGCACUAGAGCUUUUAUUUUGUAAUCCAACGAAACGGAUACAAAUUGAGACUGAAAAAAUCACAUGGUUACAUUGUCGUCAACGACUGCAGUAUUAUAUAUUCCCAAAUGUGAUAUGGCAAUGUAGCAUCCCGGCCUUCUUUCCAAAGGCAGUUCAUUGGAUAGACGUUCAUGUGGCUCGCCAGCAGCUGACUCUUGGAGCGACGUUACACUGACAGCGUUUCUUUGCGGCUCUGUGGGACUCUGAGCUUACAAAGGGGACGAUUCCCUGACUACCAGUAACACUCACUGAGCAGUUUACUGGGAACACGUUUGCUUUGAACGCAGCAGCUCUGCUAUAAAUUCAACUUUUGCAUUCUUGCCACUGGCACACAUCCACUACAUCCCUGUAACAACGACCAUGUAUAAGCUUUGUAACAACAGCUUGGCAGUGAAUUACACCGAGCGGUAACCUGCAGGUGGCAAUGCUAAAAACUGCAGUUCCUCUAACGGCCACAGGGGGCGACUGUGGAAGCUUGUUACAUAUAUGGGUGUUGACCUUGGUGCGUUAAAUUAAUUUGUAUGUGACCAACAUGACAGGCUGUGUGCCAAAGAAGCUCGUGUUUCAGGGUUUUAUCAGAAACAGUUGAUAAUUAGCUCUUCACCCUCAUCAGUAGCAUUGUGCUGGCUAACGUCGAGACUCUAAAGCUAAUAUGUGACGUCACAAUAACGAGGAGUAUUUUUACCUUAACGGUUAAACUGCUCAGUGAGUGCACAGUUACUGUAGCCCAGUGACCCAGUGUGACAGUCAUCCGUGUGAUCACGAGGCUGUCGAGUGUGAUCAUGUUGUUUUGAAGUAACCCGUCUGCUAACGUGUGAACACAGCAAAUACUGUGAGUUGAACCUUCGUUACCCACGCAGGCCGCUCUUCGUGUUACUGAUUAUUUUAAAUGUGGAUUUUCGGGUCAGACUUCCUGUUACCCGCAUCGUGCCAACAGGCUUGUGAUUCUGUAUUUGUUGCGCCUGAACUUUGAGUCGAAUGCUACUGACUGCAGCUGGGUUGUGCUUAGGUUCACCGUACGCCCCCCAAAAGUCGUACAAACAGCUCCUUCUCGCGCUCACUCCAGCACGAGCUCGAUUGUAAACGUGAGGUUGAAUACUGCUGAGAAUCCAAUCAGAGCCGUCUUAGGAAGCAGCGGCGUCGCCCCGUGCCAUCCGUUCAGCCCUUUUUUAAAUGUCGUGCCAUUUGCCCUUUUUCUCUGGGUGCAAACUGAGCUUUUUCCUCCAGGACCAAAUGUUCUCUCUCUUAUUGGGGAUUUGCCGUGGCAAUCAGUACUUGCACAUAUUAAAAGAAAGAGAUAAUCAUUGAAAGCGGUCCAUGUUAUUUAGCUGAGGGGUCCUGCUGUUCUGCCCUUUACAACACUGUAUGAUGUGCGUUGAAGAGGCUAGCCUUAGUAAGUGGACCUAUUAACUCUAGUUGCACAAUUUCAGAAUUGAAAAAAAAAAAGACAGAGUUUUCUAUUCUCCACGUGUGUGUCACGCUUUUCAUCUGUUGUGUUGGUGUGUGUAUUCAGAUCACCUUUUUUAUAAUGAAAUGCUGCUGUUUGUCGAAACGCAAAGUGCCCAAAAUAUUUUUGUGAACCAAUGGUGUGCAAUAAAUGGACCGGUGUCGUUUUAAAGGUUUUCGUUUUUAAAAAUAUACAUAUAUAUAUAUAAAAUAUAAAUAUAUGAAAAAGAAGAUAAGAAUGUAUCAUUUUGUUUCAAUCUAAUGUGACUGAAUGAAAGCAGGCGCGAGCCCGUUUGAUCUGUGAACAUCUGUGCGCUUUGACAUGAAACGACUGGUUGUGUUCAGCUGUGUUUGUUGGGAAGGUUGCAUGUUCGUGUCGUCCCGUGAAGUGAAAGAGAGCAUGUGCUGAGCUGGUGGUAUGUUCUGUCAAGGCCUUAUUUUGUAGCCGACUCUUCAUCGAUCUGUUGUUCAGCAUGCCCUCUUCCUUUCUGUACGUUAUCCCUUUUUUAUGUGCAAUGUUUCAAAAGAUAUCUUGAUUAUACGAGUACACUUGAUGUUGUAUAUGUUUUCCAGUCCAUACCAUUUAUUUAAAAGGAUGAAAAUAAUAAAAAACAAAAAGUACCCCCCAAACUGGUAGCUCUUCAUAAUGGCAUAUAUAUAUAUUUUUGGUGAUUUUUCUAUUCUGGUUGCUGUUUCAUGGCAUCUUUGGAUAUUCUUGUUAAAUGUGAAUAGAACAGCUUAGCCUGGGAGUGGGCGGGGCCUCGGUAGUCUUCACUUUGUGACUGUCUGCAAUGUGUGUGUAUAUAUAUAAAUAUCCAGUAUAUACACUCAUGCUAUGUUGCAUAUUCUUUAUACUGUAGGCAACCUGAUUACAACCUGCUUUGAGACAGAUUGUUGUACUUUGUGUCUUUGAUAUUGUAUUUAAACUGUAGUUUGGAGAACCUGUACAAAAACAUCCCAGAUAGUAAUGCAACCUGCACACACUGUAUCUGGGGAACUGACGUUUGUGGUGGUGUUGAGUGUUUUAACUGGAUCAUGUUCCACGGUUGGCUGUUAAAAACUGACGAGACCACUCUGUAUUUAAGAGUUUAUGGUUGUUCUCAAUCUUUGCUAGUGUUCUGGCUUUGCAGUCCUGUUGUUCUUAAAAAUAGUUGUUUUGUAAAAGUUUAAAAUGUAAAUAAAAAAAUCAAAGUCAGAAA
This is a messenger RNA of Neolamprologus brichardi, 5531 nucleotides long. It is a transcript of the gene zbtb44, whose product is annotated as zinc finger and BTB domain containing 44. The record is from RefSeq and is a predicted model, not a curated record. Gene Ontology annotation, molecular function: RNA polymerase II cis-regulatory region sequence-specific DNA binding; DNA-binding transcription factor activity, RNA polymerase II-specific; protein binding. Lineage: Eukaryota; Metazoa; Chordata; Actinopteri; Cichliformes; Cichlidae. Gene Ontology annotation, biological process: regulation of transcription by RNA polymerase II.